Physella acuta is the source of this 15421-nucleotide messenger RNA. Its product is annotated as WD repeat and FYVE domain-containing protein 3. Lineage: Eukaryota; Metazoa; Mollusca; Gastropoda; Physidae. Gene Ontology annotation, molecular function: metal ion binding; protein binding. The record is from RefSeq and is a predicted model, not a curated record.
ACACAGGAAGUUCAAUGGAGGAUGUAAUCGAUUAAUAUAAUCCGUAGUGUUUUAAUUUAAAAAUACCAGGGACAAAAGACCUAACUACUAGUAACUACCAUUCUUUAAAGACAAAAAUAAUAGCAAUGCAAGACCUCGAGGAUACUGAAAGGCUCUAUUAGCCUACACUUUUAAGCUAACAGAAGCUUUUUAAAAGAAACUAAUGAGCUCAUGAUUCAUUAGAGGAGCAAUCAAAUUAGAGUAAAAGCAUCAUGAGCUUUGUCAAGAAAAUGCUUGGCCAGCGGGCCAUUAGUGAUUCAUCUCAGUCUUCCCAGGACAGCAACUUAGGUCUUAUGCAUUUGCGGAAACUUUUUACAGAGUUUAGACACCCGCAAUUAAAACCUUCCCAGAAGAAUCAGGAAGAGAAGUUGUACAGUAUGCUUCCUCUUUUCAUUAAGGUUUUUGAGAACACUCAGUCCAGUGAAAUGACAGAUAAAUGGAGUGAUAUUCUUCAGUUCUGCAGUCAUGUGUCUAAAUUAAUGGUGACAGAGAUAAGGAGAAGAGCAUCAAAUCAAUCUACUGAGGCAGCAAGCUGUGCUAUUGUUCAACUGCUUGAAAUGGAAUCACAAGUAGAAAAUGAAAACGGUUGGAUGCUGCUAACAGCCAUCAAUCUUCUAUCGCUGGGUGGCAAUACACUUAUUGACUGUAUGACUGCUGCCUCACUGCCAUCUACUCUUGUAAAGUGUUUGUACCUAUUCUUUGACCUACCACCAAUAGAAAAUGAUGAUAAGUUGCUGCCUGGUUGCCAGUUUACUCCUAAAGAAAAAAGAAUAUUAUUGCAGAAGAUAUUUGUUCAGGUUUUGGUCAGAUUGUGUAAUCACACAUCACCUGCAGAAGAACUUGCCAGGAAAGAUGAUUUGAGUCUUUUAUUCAGUGCUAUAACUAGCUGGUGCCCAAAACAUAAUAUAAUGUGGAGACAAAGUGCCGGAGAAGUACUGGUAACUUUGUCACGUCAUGGGCUUACACCACACGUGGUCAACUACAUUCAUGAAAAAGGAUGUGUUCGGCAUUGUAUUGAAAAUAUGCAACGGGCACAAGACCUGUCUCCACUAGAACUAGUAGAAAUGUUUGUUACAGUAUUUUGUUUCUUAAAAGACUCAAGUGAAGUAUCUCAGUUACUACUGGAUGAUUUUCGUUCUUGCCAAGGCUAUGUUUUUCUUUCAGAGUUUUUAUUGAAGCUAGAGCUGGAUUUGGCUGAAGAAUCUAUUCAAGCAUUAAGAAAUUUAGUUCUCCUAGUGGGCUCUCUUACCACCUGUGGGUUUUCAGAAAUGAAACCAAGUUACAGCAACACAGGUUCUUUAUUUCAAAUGCCAGGGUUCAUCAUUCCAAGUCCUUCUGGAAAAGGUGUUAGUGUUAGAAACUUACAAGCUUUUCAGGUGUUGCAAUCAGUCUUUCUGAAAUCUAGUACAAGUCACCUUUGCAGUACUAUUCUUGAUGUCAUCAGCAGCAUAUAUCAUCAAGACAAUGCUAAUUACUUCAUUCUAGAAACACAGCACACUCUAUCUCAAUUUGCUGAAAAGAUUUAUCUUAAACCUGAAGAUAUUCAGAUCAAAUUUUUUGAGAUGUUGGAGUUUCUAGUCUUCAAUCUUAACUUUGUGCCAUGUAAAGAACUGAUUAGUGUCAGUAUACUCAUUAAAUCUCAACAUUCCAUCGAAUGCAGUAUUUUGUGUAUGAAAUCCAUGCUGCGAAUUCUGCGGUAUCACAGUGUUUACAGGGAUGUUUUCAGAGAAGUUGGGAUGUUGGAAGUAAUGGUAACUUGUCUCCAUAGAUAUGCUGCUCUUUUAAAAGAACAGAGCAGCAGCACAGAAUCAGUUCCAAUUGAAGAAGAACAGCAAGAACUUGGUUUACUGGUAAUGGAAGCUUUAUCAGUUCUGCUGUCUGGUAAUGGUGCUAAUGCAGGUGUAUUUAGGGAAUGUGGAGGUGCUCGCUGUGCCCAUAAUAUGGUACCAUUUCCAGAGUGUAGACAACAGUCUCUGCACAUUGUUCAACAGCUGGUUUUGUCACCUGGAGGUGACGAUGACAUGGGCACACUGUUAGGACUUAUGCCCACUGCAUCUGUCACUGAUUUGGAACUAAAAACUCACAUACUGAAAUCCUUACUUAAUGUGCUUCGGGAAAGCCACCGCACCAGAACAGUGUUUAGAAAAGUUGGAGGUUUUGUGUACGUCAUGUCCGUAUUAGUUUCUAUGGAAGGAUGUUUGUCAGACCCUCCUAAAGCCCCAUGGGAUUCAGUUGAGAAAAAAGAGGUUUUAGUAAUGCUGAAAACAGUGUUCAGCACCUUGACUGUUGCCAUGAGAUAUGAACCAGCCAACGCUAAAUUUUUUGCUACAGAGGUACGUUAUGAUAGCUUGACCGAAGCCGUGAGACUGUUGGGCUGUUUUUCAAACACAGUUGACAUUCCCACUGCUUCAGAUGGAGUUGUUCUUUCUGAUUUGCUGGAGUGUUUUGGAGCAGUUUUUAUCCACAGUAAGGAGGAAAAGGCCCCUGCAUCAAUUCCAAAGAUUUUGUUGUCUGCAUGCAUUAUUCUGAGAUAUUUAUACGACAUGGCUUUGGAUGCUUUUGACAAGCCAAAUCAGAUUAAACCAGCAGAUUCACCCUGUUUAAAAAAACACACAUCUGUGAUUGAGGAGAGCCAAGCAUCACCACAAGCACAUUCCUCUAAUAUGCGACCAAAAAGUGGAAGUACUGGCAGUCUGUUAAUCAACUUCAGCAGUGGAGGAUCCGAUUCCAUCAUUAUUCAUUCUGGGGCAAUUUUAUCCAUAUUUCACUUGUUACCUGCAAUUGAAGUUGAGGAUUACCUUCAGGCUUCCUGGGAUCUUAAGAUAUUCAUUGCUGAUCUGUUAAAAUCUCUUGUGAGAAAUGAAAGGAAUCAACAAAUUAUGUGUGAUGCUAGAUUUCCACAUGAAUUGCUUAGCCAUGGUAGUGCUGCACUAGCAGAUGAAUCUCAUCCACUUCACACAUACAUGCAGUACAUGUUUGAGAGGCUUGCAUCCCAAUCUUUGACCUCUAGGGAUUUAAGGGAUUUUCUUCGUCUUGGCUCUCCACUGAGCUGUCGAUCUGUUGAAGAAGAAGACAUUGAAGACCAGUCUUUAGCCAUUACUGACCCAGAUGGUAUGUCCUCAUCUUUGGAUUUGGAAGAAAAACCAGCAACAGUGGAAACAGAAAAGAAGCUAAACUCAGCAGGUGGUACAGUUCCUCUUACACGAGUCAAGUGUUUAGUCUCAAUGACAACUCCUCGUGAUAGUCGAAUGCAUGGAUCAUCAGUUACUCCAGCUUUUGUUGAAUUUGACAUGAGUGCAGAGGGCUUUUCUUGUUUAUAUUUGCCCAGUAUAGCACCUCAAGGCCCACCAACCCCAUCAGUAGUGGGUGGUGUUGUUGGAACCUCAGAGCCUGUUGUAAUUGGUGGAAUAGGAACAGGAGAACGUGUGUUCCCACCACAAUCUGGUUUGACAUACUCCACUUGGUUUUGUGUAGACAAAUUCAGUACAUUUGGUCUAGAUGCCCAUCCUGUGAGACUACUGACUAUAGUUCGCAACCUGCAGGGGCGCGAGGAAAAUCUCAUUUGCUUAAGUGUUUCCAUCAUGUCAAAAGACAGGGCCCUGAUUGUUACAACCCAGGAGAACUACAUGCCAAAUGCUGGUGAGGACCUAUAUGUUCCUUCUACAGGGAAUGGCUGUGAAAUAGAACAAGAGCCCCCUCUAAAUGACAACACUGUGCGCUUCUGGUGUCCUGAGCUAACCCAGGAAGGCCAGUGGCAUCACCUGGUUUUGGUGCUCCACAGAGCUGGCAUCAUGAAAAACAGUAACAUCAGCCUUUUUGUUGAUGGAGAGUUGAUGUCCCCUCAAAAGCUUCACUACAUAUCUCCCAAUCUUGGUGGUGGAGGCACUGCCAGUCCAACUGCCUUUACAUCAGUAUUUGCCUAUAUUGGAACACCACCACAGCUACGCAGACAGUCACGUUUACUGUGGAGGCAAGGACCAUGUUUUAUGCUUGAAGAUAUAGUUACAGCCUCCAUUGUCAAAAAUUUGUACCAGCUUGGACCUACUUAUGUUGGAAGUUUGCAAGCUCCUAUUGCAGAGGAUGGAGAAGUGAGUGCACCAUACAUUGGGGAAGAGAGAGUCAUGUUUGGGGUAUUUGCACAUGCCAUGUCACAGAUGACCAUUGCAAAGAUUAGGAAAGUCUACAACAAAGUGGACAGCAAGUCCAUUGCUAAACAGUUAGCAAUGUCAGCACAUGAAAAUGCCACCCCCAUUAGAAUAAUCCACAACUCAGCUGCUCAUUUGGCAGGCUCAGCCAGAAGUCUUGGUGCUGUUCUGAUGGGUUACCUAGGUGUCCGUACCUUCUGCCCACAGCCUGUAGCACGGAUGCUGGAUAAUGUUGGAGGCACUUCUGUGUUGCUUGGACUUAUUGCUAUGGCUAAAGAUGUGGAAAGUUUGUAUGCUGCUGUAAAGGCACUGGUAUGUGUUGUAAGGAGCAAUAACUCAUCAAAGUGGGAUAUGGACAGAAUUCAUGGAUAUCAGCUGCUUGCCAUGCUCUACAAGAAAAAGCGCAAUCUUCUUAACAGUCAUAUCCUUCACUUGACAUUCUCUCUUGUUGGUACCUUGGAUAGCGGGAGAGAAUCUUCAACCAUUCCAAACAUCUCUGCAUUCCAAGAUCUCCUUUGUGAUUUAGAGAUCUGGCAUGAAGCUCCUGGUGAUUUGCAGCGCUCAUUGUAUGAGCACUUCUAUGAGCUCCUUACUGAUUCCAGUGAAUUAAAGACCAAUCAAAGUAUUAUGAAAAGCAUGGACCUGACCACAAAACUGCUCCACAUUUUAAAAGAUCCAAGACUACCCAUACCCACAGUCCAGUCAGUGGGAAAUGUGCUGGGAGAGAUUUUGGCUGGGCCAUCAGACCAUUCUGGUUUACUGAGAUUUGGCCAGCAUUUAGUUUCAACAUUUCCAGUAGCAUCAUUUAGUGAGAAAAAUGUGGAUAUACAGAACCAAAAAAUGGAUGGAACUACAGAAUCAGAACAGUCAAAUGGAUUAACUGAUUGUAGCCUUCCCCAGAUGGUACACAAUAUCAACAUGCGCAACAUCCUGCUGGAUGUUAUUCUAAAGUUGGUCAAACCACAAAAUAACUGUGCUGGGGUUAAUUUGCAGACAUGUGAUGACAUUGCAAAACGUUUGGGCUAUGACUGGCUGCUUCUGUUCAUGCAAAGCCAUAUUCACUCAAGCUCUGUGGUGUUGGCUUUAAGAAUUCUGCUGGUCAUGUUUCGCAACAAUGACAAUGUGAAGAGAUUUCGAGAAGGGAGUUACGGAGGAGGAUGGAUGGGAGGAACUGAGCUGGUUUUGAAAAAUCAAAUGUCUGUGAUGUUAGGCUUCAAUGUUGGUGCUCACACACGCAAUGAGAAUGAAAUAAACCAUGAAGUGUGUCAUGUGCCAGGAUUCCAGGCACUCCAGUGGCUGCUGUCUAAGCACAAUGAUGUUCCUGAUGUGUACUAUCUUUUAAUGGCUUUACUGCUGGGGCAACAGAACAGGUCUCUCAUGAUGAAUGGACAGCCACUAAACGUAGAUGCUGUUUGGACUGUGAUAUUUGGAGUGUCAUCAAGUAAACCAAUGCAUAUUUUGUCUAGAGAGGCAAUAGACUUGUGUCCAGAUGCUGCUCUGGUGCUUUUGGCAAUGAUCAGAUGCAUGAUCAAUGAGAUGGAUUCUUCAAGCCUACCUUCCAGCAUAGAGAAUGAUUACCCAGUGACAGUGAUCCAGUUCCUGAUGUUUUUGUACCACAACUUAUCUGAGUUCCAGUCUGUAUGCUCCUCCUCUGACUUUGUCACAGCUUUGGUGGCCACUCUGUUUCCUACCUCCAUAGGGGACAUUGACAGUGAUGUCACCACACCUAAUGAAGAGUUCAAGCCAUUCCCUGAAUCUGACUCCUUAGUGGUUGUCAAGCUUCCUAACAAAGAAUGUUCAGGCUUCCUUACUGGCCACCCUGUUCGCAGGCUCAUUAUUGACUUUAUCCGUACCAUAGUCAUUGACAGCUUGUCUCAAAUGCCAAGUGGAAAAUCUGCCUCUGUCCUUGAUCUUGUGUUGGAUGCUACUCCAGAACAUGCCAGUCGAGCCCAGCAGAAAGAAUUUCAAACUGAAAUGCUAAAAAUUUUGAUGGAUCACCUGCUUGCUGCAGACAUUCUGUUAGGUGACCAAGCAGCACUGCCUUUGAUGUCUGGGAGCAGCUACAGCCACAUGGCUACAAAUGUCUUUUACUUUGCUAGUCGUGUUGUUGACAAGAUGUGGCAUGGUGUAUUUACAAGAGAACCACAGGAUGUGUUUGAUUUCUUAAGCAAACUGAUUUCUCAAGCAAAGAGAAAAUCUACAGGCAUCUCAUUAGAUCCAAUCUACAAAUGCUUGAAUCGGACCAUUCUGUUCCAGUUGUCCCGACCCAUAGAUUCUCUAGCAAGCCAAGCAAGUGUUCUUGAUGCACUCCACUUACUCACAAAUAAUAGAAAUUUGAUCUUUGGUCCUGGUAACCACGACAAUGAGUUUUUAGGAUGCCUAUGCUAUUGCUUGCUUCAGUUGACAGAGGAUCCUGAAUCAAGUGGUGCUAACUUGAGUGAAACCAAGCCAAGGACCACAACCUGGCAUGUCAAUCCAGAAAUGACCCAAGGAAUAGACAUCUUAGGCACUCAGAGUGAGGGACUAGAUAGCAAAUCUGGCACAUUCAACCCUGAUCUCAAGCAGGGUAUGCAUCUGGUUUCUUCUGCUGCUAAAAGAGUGUGGGAUGAGCUCUACGUUUUCAAGAAACCGGCUUUGGAAGAACUGUUUAGAACUCAGCUCAACAACAGUGCCCCUUCAAAAACCAUUGUGUCACCUGAUAUCAAUGCUGUCAGGUUGUUAAUCCAAGAGAGUGCAUCAAAGAUUUGGGUUAGUUAUGCUGAAAAUGAGCGUAAAUCCUCUUUCCUCCAGAUAGAAAAACUACAGAACCAAAUUCAGUCUAAACUUCAAAAAGUUGGAAGUGGAGUCAGCGGAGUUUUGCGUUUAGCAUCCAGGAAAAGUAAGAAGGAUUUGCCUUUGAAGUCAUCACCAAUUUCCAAUGUUCAUGUUAAUGACUUCCUUCAAGCCACCAUUAGCCAUGUGGUCCUUGUAAAAAAUGUUGUGCUAUUCCAGCAUGAGCAAUAUUUACAGACCCAAAAGCACUUUGAAAAAUAUUUACUGGAUGACUGGAAGCAAGUUGAGAAAGAGCUGCUCAGAGUUAGAAGUUUGUGGGGACCCCAGACUGGGUCAAAGCUUGACAAAAUGGUGCUGGACGUCACAGAAGGUCCAUUUAGAAUGCGCAAAAAGAUGAUGAAAAAUGAUGUGUUUUAUGUUCACUAUCCAUACAGACCAAAUCUGGAAGACAGUCCAUUGAAAUACAAGGUUGCUAUAAGCAAUGACAGCAAAAAGUAUUAUGAACAUUUUUGGCCUCAAGGUAUUUUGUGUAAGGAGGAAGUACCCAUUCAGAAAACAUCAGAUGUGGAUUUAAUGAAUAACUGCACAGACUACAGCAACAGCUCACCUGAUGAUGUGAACAGCCUUAAAAAGUUACUUCCAAAGGCAAAAGGUUUUAAAAGUGUUGGUGAUGAUGAUGACACAGAUGACUUGAACAAUCCUGAUCUGGAAAGGUUGGAGGAAACUGCUGAAAGAUCAGAGAACACAGUGGAGCAUUCAGAGAGUGAAGGUCAAGGUGACAGCCAGAAUGAUACCAGCUUGGAUGUUCCAUCUUCACCCACUACUAAAGCUGACAACCAAACCAUUCUCCACUUUAUUGGUGAAAAAGAAAGGAUCAGUCAUAUGUUCAGGUGUGCAAGGAUUCAAGGACUAGAUACUGCAGAGGGAUUGUUGUUGUUUGGCAAAGAACAUUUCUAUGUCAUAGAUGGCUUUACCCUUCUCAGAACCAAAGAAAUAAAAGAUAUAGACUCAUUGCCAUACGAAAUUCAUGAUCCAAUUAUUCCAAAAUCUACAAUGGGCACAGGAAGUUAUCUAAAGCGAAUGUACAGCAGAUUUGCCUAUGAUGACAUCAGAGAAGUCCAUAAGAGACGCUACCUGUUACAGCCCAUAGCUAUAGAGGUUUUCUCUGGUGAUGGCAGAAACCACCUGCUGGCAUUCCCUAGGAAAAUCAGAAAUAAAGUCAUGACCAAAUUUCUGUCUGUUGCCACAGCUAUGACGGAUAAUGCCCAGCACUCAGUGUCUGGCCAAAGACAAAAUGCUAAAGUUGAAACUGGAGGUGGAAUCAUCAGCAAUUUAAUUGGAGAGAAAUCAGUCACACAGAGAUGGGAAAAAGGAGAAAUAAGCAAUUUCCAGUACCUGAUGCAUUUAAACACAUUAGCAGGCAGAUCUUACAAUGACCUUAUGCAGUAUCCUGUUUUUCCUUGGAUUAUUGCUAACUAUGAUGCAGAGGAACUUGACCUGUCAAAAGCUUCAAACUUUCGUGACCUUUCUAAACCAAUGGGAGCUCAAACUCCUGUACGGCUGCAGCAGUUUCAGAAGAGAUACAAUGAAUGGGAUGAUCCUCAAGGUGAAACACCACCAUACCACUAUGGAACACACUACUCAUCUGCUAUGAUUGUUGCAUCUUAUCUUGUACGCAUGGAACCUUUCACUCAGCAUUUUCUCAAACUCCAGGGUGGACACUUUGAUUUGGCUGACAGAAUGUUUCACAGUGUCAAAGAAAACUGGUUAUCAGCAUCUAAAAAUAACAUGGCAGAUGUGAAAGAAUUGAUCCCAGAAUUUUUUUAUCUUCCAGAUUUUCUCCUAAACAAAAACAAUUUUGAUUUAGGAGUAAAACAAAAUGGAGUUUCUCUGGGUGAUGUUUUACUUCCUCCUUGGGCAAAAGGGGAUCCAAGAGAAUUCAUCAGAGUCCAUAGACAGGCUUUAGAGUGUGACUACGUCAGUGCACACCUCCAUGAGUGGAUUGACCUUAUAUUUGGAUACAAGCAAUGUGGCCAGCCUGCCGUGGAAGCUGUCAAUGUUUUCCAUCAUUUGUUCUAUGAAGGCAAUGUUGAUAUCUACAGCAUUGAUGACCCACUCAAGAAAAAUGCCACCAUUGGAUUCAUCAAUAAUUUUGGUCAGAUUCCAAAACAGUUGUUCAAGCGACCACAUCCACAAAAGAGAAAUAACAUUCCGAUCAACACCUUAUUCUUCCAUCAUGUUGACAACCUCAAACCAACAAUGCAACCAAUUAAAGAACUGAAGGGUGCAGUAGGACAGAUUCACCACCUGGACAAAUACCUGUUAGCUGUGGAACAAAAUAAAGUUCUCAUAUCACCUGGCCACACCCGCUACCUGGCGUGGGGCUUCUCUGAUCUCAGCAUUAGAAUUGGAUCCUAUGAAUCUGAGAAGACAAUUCUGGUGUUUGAAGGUCUGGACAAUGGAGAAAUUCUAUGUGCUUCUUGUCCCAAUGAUAAAAUUUUUAUUACUGGAGGAACCAGCUGUGUGGUCAAUGUGUGGGAGUAUUCCAACAAAGAACGUAAAGCCACACUGAAGCAGCCGCUGUACGGCCAUACAGAACCAGUGACCUGCCUGACAUCAUCAGCUGCCUACAGCUUGAUUGUGAGUGGCUCGCGUGACAAGACCUGCAUCCUGUGGGACCUGAGCAGGCUGGUGUAUGUGCACCAGCUGCGGGGACACGUUGCGCCUGUUGCUGCGGUGGCAAUCAAUGAACUCACAGGUGAUAUCGCAACUUGUGCCGGUACAUUUCUCCAUGUGUGGAAUGUCAAUGGGGAGGCUAUAGCCAGUGUCAACACAUCCACAGGCAGGAACCAGCAGAUCUUUUGUGUCUGUUUUUCACAGAUGAAUGAAUGGGACAUCCAAAAUGUUGUUUUAACCGGAAGCAGUGAUGGGGUAGUCAGGAUGUGGAGUGUCGAGUAUGUUCAAGUUCCAAAAGAACCCACCACGUUUGCUAAAGAUUCCACAGAUGGUUCAAAAGAUGAAUCUGUUUCCCCCAACUCAAGGGCCUCCAACAAAAAGUCUCGCCACAGCUCGUAUGAAGGUUACAUGGGUAGGAGAAAACUCUCAAGGCACGAGUCCUGUGAUAGCUACAGUGAUGGUAAACCUGCUGUUGACAUGCUCAAAGAUUUCAAAGACCCAGAUUUUCUUGCCACUAGAGACUGCGACUUGGGCUCGUCUGAGGAACAGGACAGUCCUUUUGCUAAACGGUUGAGGGAUGAGGACAGUGAUGCAUCAUGGGACAAGCGAAAAAGUGGGUUUGACUUUACUAUGAGUGCAACAAGUAGUUCCAGUGAACUUUACAAGGGGUCGGAGGAUGUGAGUGAUAGAGCGGAGACUGACAGCUCUUGUGUUAAACCUGGCUCCCAUUCAGUGGACACAGAUUCUGAUAUGGCUGACCAAGGCAGGAGGGAACUCAUGUCACAGACUUCUGGCUAUGAUGAGACUUGUAGUGAGGCUGGGUUAGAGGUUACAGAUCCCAAACCUUCAACAGCUUCUACAGAGGGGGACAAAGUUUUCAGCCACAGCGAGUCCUCUGAGGUGGAGACCAGUGAGACAAACGCCAAGAAAACCACAAACACUGCCAUAGAGGACAUGAAGAAAUACAAACCAAUUGGAAAACAUUCACUCAGAGAAGGUUUUUGCUGGCAGAGACAGCUUGUGUUCCGCAGUAAACUGACCAUGCACACAGCUUUUGAGAGAAAGGACAAUAAAGAACCAGCAGCGGUCACUGCUAUUGCACUGUCCAGAGAUCAUAAAACAGUGUAUGUGGGCGACAUCAAGGGGAGAAUCUGGAACUGGACCGUCACUAGCCAGCCUGGAAGAGUUGUUGCUGACCACUGGAUCAAGGAUGAUGGAGCUGAAUCAUGUCCAACUUGUGGGGUCAAGUUUUCAUUCUCUGAGAGAAAACAUCACUGUAGGAACUGUGGGAAUGUCUUUUGUUCCAAGUGCAGUUGCUUUGAGACAGAGAUCAAAAGGCUGAGGAUAUUAAAACCUGUGCGAGUGUGUCAGGCAUGCUACAACAUUGUCAAAGCCCAACAAGCCUCAAUGUUAUAACAUUGUCAAAGCCCAACAAGCCUCAAUGUUAUAACAUAGUCAAAGUCCAUCAAGCCUUGGUGUUAUAACAUUGUCAAUCAAGCCUCUGAAAAUAUCACAGCCCAAUAGACAACAGUAGACCAGUUUUGUAUCCUGUUUAGUCACUGUUUAGAGCUGCACCAGAUUGUUUUAACACACCCUUGUUAGAAGUAAAAAAAUGUUUGCUUGUGUGUGCUAGUUGAUGAUGAGAGCGUUUGCCUGUAGCUAUUGAUUUUAAACUGUUCUAUAAUUCCAGUUGAUUGCAGGCAGAGUCAGUGUUCGUUGAAAAAACAAUUUUUUUAAUGCUUUGAUAUUCAUCUAUAAAGUGUAUGUUCUCGCAUAUAUAUUUGAGAACAAGGUACUUCCCCUUGAAUCAACUCACAACGAUGUGUUUGUUAUAAAUGUGCCCCUAGUGGGAAGAAUUGAAAACAUGGACUGGUAUAGCUAUAUAUUGACCUGUAGCAAGAUUUAUAUUCUGAAUAUGUUCUACUUACAUGUAGCGAAAAAAAUGUUCUGGAUAUGUUCUACUUACAUGUAGCAAAAAAUGUUCUGGAUAUGUUCUACUUACAUGUAGCAAAAAAUGUUCUGAAUAUGUUCUACUUACAUGUAGCAAAGAAAUGUUCUGGGUGUUUUUACUUACAUGUAGAAAGUAAGUGUUCUGGAUCUGUUCUAUUUACAUGUAGCAAGAAUUGCUUGAGGAUAUUUGCAGGUAAAAAUUAAGUCUUUCUAAAAGAGUAGGUAGCAAUUCUAAUGAAUUGUUCUUUCUAGUCAUUUUUAAUCAAAUCUUUAUUUACAUUCCCUGUAUCACUAACUCAGUAUUAAUAUCCUAAACUUAUGUUUGUAUUUUAUCCCUUUUUAAUAUAACUAACCCUUGAUUAAAACUGAGAAAUGUAACAUAUAUAUUUUAGUUUGUCUAUAUAACACACUUUAUUAGUCAGAACGUGUGUAUUAAUCAAAAUUUAUAAAGGUGACUUACCCACUGAGGAUGGAAGGUUUUCUUAUUUUUUAUAUUUAUUUUCUUAUUCUUUAUAUUUAGUUUUUGUAAUUGUUUUUGUUACCUUAAAUCCUGAUAUAGAAUUAAAAGACAGGAAUUUCUUUUAUGAGAUCGUUAAUUUCCAUGAUAAUUUUGUCUUUGUAAGUUAUAACAAUUUAUUUUAUGUUCGUUUUUCAUAAUCCUUGUAAAAUAUAUUCUCUCAUAAUAUUGUGUUUUCUCAUAAUAUGAAGAUUUUUAUGUCAAGUAGAGUUUGACAAAUGUAAUCAAUAAUUCCCUCUUUGGUAAGGUUAACUUUUAGUGAGAUUAAAUAUUUAUUGAUAUUUAGAGAAAAAUCUCAUUGCAAGGUGUGUUUAGGAAAUGUUAUUAAUGUGUGUAUAUAUGUUCAUAUUUUAAUAUAUUAUUUGUAUUAAUUUUGUGCAUAAUUAUAUUGUUAAAUUAUUGACAUGGCUUAUUUAUUAUAUAUUUUUUAAAUUAUCCAACAAAAUCAACAGCUUCAAAUUUCUCAUUCCUAAAUUUUAAAAAUCUUCUGAUUGUUUUUAGGGGUGCUGGGUAGCCAUAAUGAUCAUUGCUUGAACAUUAUGGCCACAAUAAAUACAAUAAUUAUAUUAAAGUACAAAAUUAAUUUAGCUGAUGAAUUGUCAAGAAAAUAAUAUUUUAAGGUACUUCAGUUAUCAAAAUAUAUAGUCCCCAAACAUCCCACUAAAUUAGACAUUUGUUGUUUUUGAAUGAUGGUAUUUUUAUGUCAUUACUUGAAUGUAUUCAAUGAGAAUCCACAUAAAAUAUGGCCUGCACUGUGGGCUUACAUCUGAUUGACAAUGUUGAAUGCAGGUACAGAAAAGUGUCAGCUGUUUGAUGGUGAUAGGAUACACAACCCUUUAACACGAAUUUUGUGUUAAGAAAUAACGGAUCAGUGGACUGUGCAGUUGUUCCAUAAUAAAAAUGUUUAAAUGUUAGUUAGGCCAAUGCCUGCUCAUGCAGGUGAAACAUCAAGUUUGUAUUUAGUACUUUAUAGUUUUAUACAUUAAUAUCUAUAUUCAAUGUCAGUAUUAUUUUCUCAGUUGUUUGUUCAUAAAAAACCACUUUGUCUAGAGGUUUACAAAUACUGACAUUCUGUGCAUAGCUUUAGUGGUAAAUCAAUUGUAAUGUUGUAUUCUGCUUCAAAUGUCAGGUUAUGUUAACUUGUGUAGAUCCCAUAAUUAAAUUUGAACUCAUCAAUUCAAGCUUGCCUGCCGAACUCAUUAGCAAUCAGUGUACAAUCUUCACCUCGUUGAGAAAUCAAUUUUUACUUACUGAAGAAAAAUGUAUACAUCAAUAUAAUUAUUUUGGAAAAACACUUAGAAAUAAUUUUUUUUGUCCUAAUUUUUUUUCUCCCUAUAUUUGUGUGAUAAAUGAGUGAUUAGUGAUUUGGUUUUAUAUUUGUUUAUUUGAUAAAAUAUUCAGAAAUUAUUUCUUAAAAUUUCAGAUUUUUAAUUUCUUAAGACAAGAGUUAAUAGGAAGAGACUUUAAAUGUUUUGCAUUCCAUUUUUAGAUUUAAUUCAUUUAAAAACAUUUUCAAAGUAUGGCCUAAUUGUUUGAUCUAUUUUUUUUUGUUUUUUCCUUAAUCCCGUAUAUGCCAUAUCUGUACAUUCCACCCACAUUUUACACUUGCUUCAAAUAUAUUUCGCGCUAACAAUUCAAGGAAAUAUAUUAAAAAUGGACUCAAUCUGUUGCCAACUAUUUUAAAAUGUCUUAAAUUAUUCGUCUACCCAAUUUAAAAGUAAUUGUAAAUUAUUUAAUUUGGCUUAUUAAAUAGUAAAUAGUGAACUGCUUCUAAAGUAUAAGCAUGCAAUAAAUUAAACUCUCUUGUCCAAAAAUUGAGCUACAAUGAACUGCACCAAGUGUCUUUUCAUCUUAUACCAGACUUGAAAUGUGUUAAUUUUCACUCUCCAGAAACAAUUUAACUGUCAGUCUCUUAUUUUAUUUUUAUUAUAUUUUUUCUACACAUUUUUUUUUCUUGUGAAUGUUUCUGUGAUCUGUGCCAAUAGUUCCCAUGAACAUCUUCCUAUCCCACGCUGGAUCUACCAAUAUUCAGUAGCACAAUCAUUACUUCAGACAUCCAGUAGCACAAUCAUUACUUCAGACAUCCAGUAGCACAAUCAUUACUUCAGACAUCCAGUAGCACAAUCAUUACUUCAGACAUCCAGCUUGACCAGUGAUUGAAUCCAUGUUUUUGUUUUCUGAUGUUUUUGUUUAUUCAAUCCACGGAUUUUACAGGUUUUCCAUUUUUGCUCUACACUGAUGAUGAUGAUGAUAAUUUUCUUUGCUUGUCUUGUCAACUUUGAAACAGCUGAUUACACAGUGUAUUCAACAUUGGUUAUUUCCCUUACUCUGCCACCCCAAGUUAGUGUGGCUGCAGUUUAGAUUGGCUUCAGUUUUUAUAUCAUCAGAGAAAUAACCCUCAGCUCAUUCUGCUAUUGACACAAGAGUUAACAGGGUAUUCAGAAAAUAUGUUUUAUAACUUAGGUUUCUCUUUGUUUUAAACAAAAUACUUCUCUUGGUUGAUAAAAUGAUAUGAGAAUUUUCUUUUUGUCUUUUAAAAAAAUAAUUUUUUAAAGUGUGUUGGCUCUUUUAGUUUUAGCUAGAUGUGUAUCUCAGGGUUGACUGAAAAUAAAGGGGGACAACUAAGGUUAUCUCCCUUAGCUAGCUCAAGUUAUUUUUACUACUACUGCUUGCUAUAUUUUAAACUAUCAUAUAAAACUUGUGGUAAAGUUGAUCUUACCUAGUUUAAACAGGUGGAUGUAUAUAUAUAUAUAUAUAUAUAUAUAUAUAUAUAUAUAUAUAUAUAUAUAUAUAUAUAUAUAUAUAUAUAUAUAUAUAUAUAUAUAUAUAUAUAUAUAUAUAUAUAUAUAUAUAUAUAUAUAUAUAUAUAUAAAGUAAUUUAUGUAUACACAUACACCACACUCAUUUAAAUGAAUAAAUUGUUAGUAAGGCUCUAUUCAUAUCUUAAUCUGCUAUAUUUAAUUUCUUCUAUGUUUGGUCCAUGUUGUGUUUUGAAAACUUAUCAUUGGUACAAAAGGAAAGAAAAUAGUAUUGGUUAAGUAAAAGUAAUUUUUGUGAUAACUGUAUAUUUGAAGUGCAUUUGUUUCACUAUGUGGCUGUACUUAAAGAUUGCUUAUCAUGGUAGUUAAAAUUAUCACUUCUAGUUUAAGUAUUUGAUGUUUUAUCUUAUUUGUAGUCGGACUUAUACAUAUUUGAUGUAAUUGGAUACAUUUGUCUAAGCUACUGUUUUGUUUUUACAGCUAGAGUUCUAUAGAUAAUUGUAUCUUAUUGCUAAGAUCAUUCAUAUUGAAGUACAUGUGCAAUAAAACGUCCCUUAUUUCCA